Ictalurus furcatus (blue catfish) is the source of this 1409-nucleotide messenger RNA. RefSeq lists its product as uncharacterized. Lineage: Eukaryota; Metazoa; Chordata; Actinopteri; Siluriformes; Ictaluridae. Bases 154 to 939 code for a protein of 261 amino acids. The transcript is spliced from 3 exons. The record is from RefSeq and is a predicted model, not a curated record.
UGCCGCUCCAUCAGAAUUUGAGAGAGUUAUUGUUUUUGCGUGAAGAACGUGGAGGAGCUCCAGAGAGAGGCCACGUCACCCUGCUCCAUCUCCUCAUCCUCAGAGCAUACUUCUCCCUCCUCACAUAGUGGUGAGGACUCGCUCGAGCUUCACAUGGUGCGGCUGGAACUGGAGGAUUUGGAGAAGCAGAUCCGCGGCCUACUCGAGAAGCAGGCCCAGCUGCUGGAGCGACAAACUGUGCUGGAAACAUCUUGUGCCUCUGCCCACAUAUCCAAGGUAAGCACACAGCGUGCUAUUUCCACUCCCAGGCCCUCUACGCCGUGUGUUUCUCUGUGCAGGGACCGUGCACCUAGGACUCUCCCAGCUGUGGUCUCCGUCACGCCGGCGCCAACACACCUCGGGCCUUGGGUGAACCAGCGGCGGAAGGCGUGGGCUGGACCCCAGGUGAGGAGCUCGCCACCUCCGGUGUUCGAGAUUCCGACCAGACCUAACGCUGUGAUCGUCGGGGACUCCAUUGUGCGGAACGUCCGUGUAGCCUCAUCUAAAGGUAAGGUGCACACACACUGUUUUUCUGGUGCUCGUGUCCUUGAUGUCGCUGCGCAGGUAUCCGGGAUCGAGCGCAUUGGAGCGGUUGUGCUGCACGCGGGGACGAACGACACCAGGCUGUGGCAGGCGGAGGUUCUGAAGAGGCACUUCUCCAGCCUGAUCGAGACGGUACGAGGCAGAUCACCCACCGCGAAGAUCAUCGUCUCUGGACCUCUUCCCACAUACAGACGUGGAGCAGAAAAGUUCAGUAGACUUCUAGCUUUAAAUGAUUGGUUAGUCUUUUGGUGUAAUGAGCAGAAUCUGGUGUUUGUCAAUAACUGGAAUCUGUUCUGGGAGCGUCCUAGGUUGUUUCAUCCUGAUGGCCUGCAGCCUCGGAGCGGAACUGCUGUCUGACAACAUCUCCAAGGCGCUACACUCCAAGUGACUGUCUACCCCAAAGCCUCCAAGAAAAUACAUCCUAAAGAGGUGUGUGUUGCCAACAGAGAAGAAGCGCUACGAUCGUCCAAACAAAAGUGAAUUGAAAAAAACAGAUCGUGUUGGAAGGUAAGCUUUUUGGACAAACGCCACCAAUAUGCUCAUGUCUGUAAGUGUUUUGACCAUAUAUUGGUCAUAUCUUUAAAAAGUCCUUUUCCUCUCACUCGGGUAUUUCUUCUACCAGAAGGAGUGGGGGAGGUUUCAUUUCCCUGGAGAGAAACGUAAAAAGCUACACUCAUCCACCCAGGUACCGUUACUCUUUUGUUUCUUAGAGUAUCAUGUGACUAAUACACUUGUUUUUUCAAUCUUCACGAAAAAUUUGCAUACUAGCCUCCGCCUGUAAGUUACAUCCAGAUGAUUCAUAUUUGUAUGAAGGAAUUUUUUUUUUA